AUGAUAAACCAACAGCCAUUACCCGCUCGCACGGCGCGUCCUCCCGCGUCACCGAGCAACCGUGCGCCCUGCAGGCGCCGCGCGAUCGGCGUAAGCGGCCGGGCGGUGUCGCUGCUGCUCCGCCCGCUGCCUUCGAUCGGCCACGGCCAUUUUGCGUCUGCUUCCGCCGGGGCGCGGAAGGUGUACGUGCCGGUGAAGGGAGACCACGUGAUCGGCAUCGUGACGGGCAAGGUGGGGGACGUGUUCCGGCUGGAUGUGGGCGGCAGCGAGCAGGCCUCGCUGUCCUACCUGGCCUUCGAGGGCGCGACCAAGAGGAACAGGCCUAACGUGCAGGUGGGAGACCUUAUUUACGGUCAGUUCCUUGUAGCAAAUAAAGACAUGGAACCAGAGAUGGUCUGUAUAGACAGCAGUGGAAGAGCAAGUGGAAUGGGAGUAAUUGGACAAGAUGGCUUCCUCUUUAAAGUUUCCCUAGGUCUGAUAAGAAAACUCUUGGCUCCCAAAUGUGAAAUAAUUCAGGAACUGUCACAGCUGUACCCAUUUGAGCUGGUGCUGGGAAUGAAUGGAAGAAUAUGGGUAAAAGCAAAAACAAUUCAACAGACUUUAAUUUUAGUAAAUAUUUUAGAAGCUUGUGAAUAUAUGACUGCGGAGCAGAGAAAACAAGCGCUUGCCAAAUUGUCAGGGAAUUGAGUAAAAGAAAGUUUGAGGAUUUGUGAGAACUGUAGGACAUUCUGUUUAUUUUUGUAUUCAGAUUUACAUUAAAAGUCACACUAAAUGAA
This is a messenger RNA of Meleagris gallopavo (turkey), 776 nucleotides long. The record is from RefSeq and is a predicted model, not a curated record. NCBI's taxonomy places the organism in Eukaryota, Metazoa, Chordata, Aves, Galliformes, Phasianidae.